This is a messenger RNA of Oryzias melastigma (Indian medaka), 1914 nucleotides long. RefSeq names its product ankyrin repeat domain 54 (gene ankrd54). The transcript is spliced from 8 exons. Gene Ontology annotation, molecular function: protein binding. The coding region runs from base 327 to 1268 and encodes 313 amino acids. The record is from RefSeq and is a predicted model, not a curated record. Lineage: Eukaryota; Metazoa; Chordata; Actinopteri; Beloniformes; Adrianichthyidae.
ACAACGUGGAUUCUGAUUGGUCAUAACGGUUCAGAAAGGUGACGGUGCAAUAGCAGCGCGUCUUACUGCUUUCACACAUUGAGAUGGAAAUAAGGGGACAUUUUGGUGUAGUAAAGCGAAAACUGUCCACUAUUUAGAUAUUUCUAUCUGGAACGGAAACAGCUAUAAAGUAAGAUUUGUUCGUCGACGCAUUGUAACAUGUCGUCAAGAGUAGCGGAGAAUACGGGCGCUGAAUUCAAAGCUGACUCGGGUUAGUUUCCUCCCGGGUUCGGCUGGAGUUGGACUGAGAGUGUUAUGUAAAAAUAUCUUCCCCAUGCUGGUUAGCUAUGGACGGGUGGAGCGCCGUCGUCGCUUCUGAUAGUAGCGGGUCCGGCUCCGAGGUUGCCUGUGGAGCUGCGGGUGAGAUGCGUGUGGAGGGGGUGCAGCCGGGGGAGGCGGAGAGGAUGGAGGACGUGGGGAGCGCCGCUGUGGGGUUUGGGAUCAGCGGCAUAGGGGAGGGGAAAGUGGUCCUGGGUCGAGUCGCACACAGAGACGACAAAGAGCUCAGGUACCUGCACCUGUUAUGGGAGCCGGGACGAGGCGAGGCCGACGCGGCGGGAGUGGCGAGCAAGCUGGGGAAGAUAAGCGGGAGCAGGGCCCGGAGACAGCACCGAGCCGCGCGGAACCUGGGACCCAUUGGGAAGGAUGUUUAUGCUGCAAAACGACUGAGGGACGCAGCCAACAGCAACGACAUUGACACAGUGCGGAAGCUCCUGGAGGAGGAUGUGGACCCCUGUGCUGCAGAUGACAAGGGAAGAACAGCUCUUCAUUUCUCCUCCUGCAACGGCAACAACAGCAUCGUGCAGUUACUGUUGAGCUUUGGUGCAGACCCCAACCAGCGAGACAGUCUGGGGAACACCCCUCUUCAUCUGGCUGCCUGUACCAACCAUGUGCCUGUAAUUACCACAUUGCUGAGAGGAGGAGCCAGAGUGGACGCCCUGGACCGAGCGGGCAGGACCCCGCUGCAUCUAGCUCGUUCCAAGCUGAACAUUUUGCAGGAAGGAGCUUCACGCAGCCUUGAAACCCUGAGGGGGGAAGUCACACAGAUCAUCCAGAUGCUUCGAGAAUACCUGAACUUGAUGGGCCAGAGUGAAGCUCGAGAGAGGCUGGAGCACAUUUCCACACGGCUGCAGCACACACGCACCAAAGAGCAGGUGGAUGAAGUGACUGAUUUGCUGGCUAGUUUUACAUCCCUCAGUCUCCAGAAACAGAAUUUGGGUGACAGGUAGAAGAUGAUAAACUUCUCAAGUCCUCAAAAAAAUUGUCUCCAGGCAAAAACGGAAUAUUGAAGCUAAAAGGAUCGAUCUCACAUGCAAACCUUAAGCCCUGCUGUGUUCUACAUCUCUACACCUAAUGAAGUCAAGGCACCAUUUUUUAAAUCUGGUGUGCUUGCUACCACAUUUGCUUUGUUUGCUUAAAGUAUUUGGCCAUAAAUCUUAAAGUAUCAAAAAAGUGCUUUAUUUGUUGAAUUUUGCUUUAAAAUGCAGAUGUUCAGUCGGAAACUAUUGAAGUAGGGCUCUUCUAGAACAUUAACGUGCCCUUAUAUGUUUGCAUGAGAGUAGUAUUGAGUGUCUUCUCAUGAGUUGUGUUUUCUUGCCAUUAAUUGUAAAACUCUGGAUUAAUUAGGAAACUAAUUAUUGAACAGUUUUCUUACUAUUUUUUAGUUUUUAUAUCAAAAAUUGUCUUUUUUGUUGCUUUGUUUUUAAUUUGCAUGUUUGUAAGAGCAUUCUCUUGUAAAAUGAUAUGAAUUAUGCUGUAAUUUGAAAUUGUUGUGAACCAAUGAAUAGCUUUAGUUAUAUUUGUGCCAAAUUAUUGUUGAUGCUGCUUGUGUUGGUCAAUUUAUGUCAAAUAAAUGUAUUUUUUAAAAAAAGUUAA